Messenger RNA from Fraxinus pennsylvanica, 1023 nucleotides. The record is from the annotation of a GenBank genome assembly. NCBI's taxonomy places the organism in Eukaryota, Viridiplantae, Streptophyta, Magnoliopsida, Lamiales, Oleaceae.
AUGAAGAAUCAUGAGCGUCUAGCUAACCUCGCCUUAGCAGGUUUGACUUUAACUCCAUUGAUUGUGAAGGUAGACCCGAACUUGAAUGUUGUUUUGACAGCAUGCCUAGCAGUAUAUGUAGGUUGCUACCGUUCUGUCAAGCCAACUCCACCUACAGAGACUAUGUCCAAUGAGCAUGCAAUGCGGUUCCCCUUGGUUGGGAGUGCAGUACUGUUGUCAUUGUUCUUGCUCUUUAAAUUUCUGUCAAAAGACUUGGUUAAUGCAGUAUUAACAUGCUACUUUUUCGUACUUGGGAUUGUCGCGCUUUCGGCAACAUUGUUACCCUCAAUUAAACGUUUUUUGCCAAAACCUUGGAAUGAUGAUGUCAUAACCUGGAAGUUUCCAUAUUUUCGAUCUUUGGAGGUUGAGUUUACGAGAUCACAGAUUGUUGCAGCGAUUCCUGGAACCUUCUUUUGUGCAUGGUAUGCUUCACAGAAGCAUUGGUUGGCUAACAAUAUUUUGGGCAUCGCUUUCUGCAUUCAGGGAAUUGAAAUGCUUUCACUCGGCUCAUUUAAGACUGGUGCCAUUCUCUUGGCUGGGCUUUUCGUAUACGACAUAUUCUGGGUCUUUUUCACUCCAGUAAUGGUUAGCGUGGCUAAAUCUUUUGAUGCUCCGAUAAAGCUUUUGUUUCCUACAUCAGAUUCUGCUCGUCCAUUUUCAAUGCUUGGUCUUGGAGAUAUAGUGAUUCCCGGCAUCUUUGUGGCACUGGCACUACGAUUCGAUGUUUCCAGAGGGAAAGAAAGCCAAUACUUCAAGAGUGCUUUUCUAGGUUACACAGUUGGUUUGGUGCUCACAAUCGUUGUCAUGAACUGGUUUCAAGCUGCACAGCCUGCACUAUUGUACAUUGUACCAGCUGUCAUUGGAUUUUUGGCUGUGCAUUGCAUAUGUAACGGUGAAAUCAAACCUUUGUUGGAGUUUGAUGAGUCUAAAACUCCCAGCUCCGAAGAAGCUGAUGCUUUAAAAUCGAGCAAGAAAGAGGAGUGA